Messenger RNA from Acanthoscelides obtectus, 621 nucleotides. The record is from the annotation of a GenBank genome assembly. Lineage: Eukaryota; Metazoa; Arthropoda; Insecta; Coleoptera; Chrysomelidae.
AUGGCCGCAUCCAUGGCUCGCUGUUUAGUUUCUUCUGGAGCUCUUUGGGACGCAGGCGCUUUGGGUAGAGACAUCGCUGCUUCCUUGGCUGCUUUCAAAGCAGCUCUAAGAGCGUCUCUCUUCUUUGGGCCUCUGGGCGAUCGUAAAUCUGACUCUUGGACCCAGAAGGGCGAAGUCCGACGGCCGCAGUCGAAGCCCCCCGGACAAGGCGUCAGGGCCCUUUUCCAGGCGCCACCUGGCACUAUCCGCCCCGUCCGAGAUUAUGCGCCGGCUGAUAGGGCAGCCCCCUACGUUGGCUGGUCAAGGGUGGGCCCCUGUACUAACCGGCGGCCCAGGUGUGCCGAACCUGGCUUCUUUCGACGCUACCACUUCGGCGCGACGCCGCUUCAGGGAGGCGUGUAUCCUGCUGGGAGCAGCACUGGAUAUAGCAGUUCCUGCGGGAAUCAACGGGUGACACCGUACGGGCGCCUGCUGUUAUGGAACCUGGACGCAUUUGCGACGCCUUCGAGUGUUGACGUUGUUCCUUUGUUGUUGAACAGAUAUUCACAACGUGUGCGGCCAGAUGUCGGUGUUUGUCUUUUCUGGAAAGUGGAAAUUGUAACGGAAUUACGCAACGCGUAG